AUGGCGAGGGUCGCGAGAAGAGGUAAAGGUUCUAUGGACCCAGAUGAUGAACAGAAGGAUUCUGUUGGUAGUUUGUUAGAAACACCUUCACAAUUGUUGUCUAAUGUGUUGAAGACGUUGGAGUUUACAUUUGAGAAAGAUAUUGGGAUGUUGAAUGGACCUCAUGUGAAAAGUGUGCCUGAUUUUAGAACUCUCUCUGAUCUGAAGAAUCAGUUGGAUAAAUUGAAUACUGUGAUCGAUGAUAUAAGUAAUAAUGAUAAGGAGUUGAUUGAGAAAUUGAGGGAGAUCAGGGAAAAUAAGUUGAAGGAUAAAGAUACGAAGGGACCUGGUGUUAUGAAGGACACUGAUGUAGAUAUGGAUAAGAGCAAGGACACCGAUGUGGGCCAGGACGUUGAAAUUGAUGAUUCUGAAUCUGUAGAGGCUAAUAGAAAGGAUAACGAUGAGAUCGAGCCGGCAGAAGAUACUGCUAUCCAACAGACUGAUACUCCUAGUGAAAAGAGUGAGGUACAAGCCGAGCAUGGAGUUAAGAGACCUUUCACUGAAGAGGAAGAAGGAGAAGCAAAAGAAGAAGAGCAACAAGAAGAAACAAACGACAAGAAGAGACACCAACAAGAAAGUGUCGCCCAAAACCCCACUGACGAGAUCCCAUUCCCAGAAGAAAAUUUAACUGUCCCAGAAAGAAAGAAUGAUGCUCACCUACUAGAAAAGGAUAAAAACAGAAUGGAAAAUGAUCCAAACUAUAAAAAUCCUAAUGCAGAAUUUGUUAUCUCUCAAACCUUACCAGCGGCUGCAUCUGCCCUAGGGUUAUAUUCUGAAGAUGGUACACUGGAAAGAACAGGUGAAGCUUAUUUAAAGAAAAAAUAUAGUGUUGCAAGUUAUCCAUUGAAUGACUUAAAAGAGUAUCUUCCGGGCACGUUACCUGACAUGGAUUUUUCAUGCCCAAAACCAACUAACCAGAUUCAAUUCAGUACUUUUUUGUCGUCUGUGGAUAAUUACUUCAGAGAUUUUACAGAUGAUGACAUUAAGUUUUUGAAAACCGAAUAUAUCUUACCUGCAAAUCUAUCGAUGGAUAAGUCUUAUGAACCACAGAGCACACCUUACAUUAUUCCGAAGCUCGGUCCUCUAUACUCGACUAUAUGGCUAAAAGAAGACAACAAUCAAAACAUUGGGAAUAUAUCUCCACCGAUCAUCGCAACUCCAGAUACAAUUUUACCUAAAUUAGGACCAGAUGAUAUUAAUGACUCAGCUUUAGACUCGGAAAAUGUAUCCUGUGGCCCUUUAUUGUCUAGAUUGCUAUCAUCGAUUUUGAGAACUGAAGUUGAAAAUGACGACGAUGAAGAUAAUAAUGUGAGAAAAGAAAAUGAGACUAAUGCUCCUUCAUCUCAACAAAACUCAGCAACAAACACCGAUGGUAACAUAUCUGUUAAGAUAGAAAACGAUGCCACAAAUGAAGAAGGUAUCAAUAAUGUUCACGUCGAAUCCAAGAGUGAAGAGGUCGAACCACCAAAUGAAGAACUAUUAGAGUUGACACGCAAUCUCACAGCCGUGAAAGAGGGUAUAAUCCCGCAGCAGCCAUCUUUGAACAUUGACAAUGUCAACAUUGACUACCCAACAUUUGAAGAGCGAUUAAAGAGAGAAUUGAAGUACGUUGGUAUAUACAUGAAUCUCCCUAAAGAUGAAAACAACCCAACUGGGGAAGAUCCAGAUUGGCUAACAGGCAGAGAAGAUGAUGAAGUUAGUGCAGAAUUGAGAACAUUGCAACAUUCUUUGAAAUCAGUCACGGUGAAAAAUGCCAGGCGGAAAACACAACUUCUUCCAAGAUUGGAGAGGUACCUUGCAUGGCAAGAAUACUUAUCGAUCUUGGACGAUCUUGACAAGCAAAUUGAUCAUGCAUACAUCAAAAGAAUAAGAGCACCCAAGAAGAAAAAGAAGCAUCACCAUGCAGCCAACCCGGUGCAAUCUGCAUCGCAGAUUGCACAACAAAAGGCUGCCAACUCGAGUCUGAGGGCCUUAUUGGACAGGAGAAAGCGUUGGAUCACAAAGAUUGGUCCUCUAUUUGACUCACCUGAGAUAAUGAAAAGAAUCCCUAAAGAAAACAUCUUCAAAGACAUUAAUCAAGAGGAUGAAGACGAAGAUGCCGAUGUGUUUGGUCAGAGCACUGGCAACAAAGAAGACGAACUGCCAGAGCAAUAA
Tetrapisispora phaffii CBS 4417 is the source of this 2193-nucleotide messenger RNA. RefSeq names its product histone acetyltransferase NGG1 (gene NGG1). NCBI's taxonomy places the organism in Eukaryota, Fungi, Ascomycota, Saccharomycetes, Saccharomycetales, Saccharomycetaceae. Gene Ontology annotation, cellular component: SAGA complex. Gene Ontology annotation, molecular function: transcription coactivator activity. The record is from RefSeq and is a predicted model, not a curated record. Bases 1 to 2193 code for a protein of 730 amino acids. Gene Ontology annotation, biological process: regulation of transcription by RNA polymerase II. The transcript has a single exon.